AUGGCUGAAGCGACAGGUCCACGGCACCCAGAUAGUAGCGUCCGCGGUGCCAGACAGCGCAAAGAUCAGCGACUUUUGAGGAGAUUUGGAUCAGAAAUCCUGGAAGAAACCCUCAAGGUCUACCAGUGCCAGGCCAGAGAUGAUGUAGAUUCAUGA
Molecule: messenger RNA, 156 nt
Organism: Fusarium odoratissimum NRRL 54006
Lineage: Eukaryota; Fungi; Ascomycota; Sordariomycetes; Hypocreales; Nectriaceae
Exons: 2
Coding region: 1-156 (51 amino acids)
Source: RefSeq, a predicted model, not a curated record